AUAAGUGUUGAGAUUCCUUGGAUUUCCGUAUGUGGAAUGGAAGCGUUGUUCGUUAACUUUUUGGUUUGGAUGUGUGAAGAAGUUCCUACACAUUCUCUUGACUGCCUCCUCCCUUUUGUGCUUGGCGGUAGAACUGUUCUUGAUAUUGCCAAUCUCGGCCCCCUUUACUCCUUGGUAGGUAAAAAUUUAGCGGAUGACCACUAUUUCUUGAGAAAAAGUCGGCGCGAGAGGAGAUGUAUAAGGAGAGGUGAAAUUCUCGUCCAAAUUGGAUUUCCUCAUCAUCAAUAUCAUAAAGACACUUCAAUCAUCGCUUUUAGCUUCAUAUCAUACUGUAAAAAUCAUUGCAAUCUUAUCACUCUAGUACCACUCGAAAAAACAAUUUCAACAAAUCAAUAUGAAGUUUACACUUGCCGCCGCAACUGCAACAUCCAUUCUUUUCGCAUCUACCGUUACCGCCUCUCCCACAGAUGGAUACGGAACAUAUGCAUCCUACGGAAGUUACCAAUGGGCUAAUGGGGCUCCUGUGAACGGUGAUCAGGUUUCCAAUAACAAUCCAAAAACCACGGAUAAGCCAGCGGAUAUGCCCGUCCCACCACCUGCUCAGAAAGGCGGAUCUCCCUUUGUAUUUACCAGCACAUACAAUGUAGUUGCUCUAGGAUCUGAAGUCAGAAAUGGCACCGUAUCAGUUCCGGGUCCUUCCAACGCUAUCGGAUAUUUCAACUAUGGUAUCAAUGCUCAUGAAGACACCAUCUGCUAUGUAAGUACUUUUUGAGAUACCACACCGUUAAUCAUUUCCUAAUAACACUACUAGAAUAUCACUCUCAUCAAUGUUCCUGGAACUUAUCAAUCCCUAGCCAGAACGGCCACUCACAUUCAUGAAGCAGCCCGGGGUACAUCUGGUCCUCCUCGUCUUGCUUUUCCAAACCCAAUUGGAUAUGAUUCUCGUCGCAUAAGUGUUGGUUGUAUGACUGGUCCAUUCACAACUGGUCUUAAUGGUGCAGAUGGAAAGGAUACUGGCACAGGUUUUAAGGUUUCUCGAAUUGAAGCUAACCCAGCUGGAUUCUUCGCUGAUGUUCACACAAACUUGUUCCCCUUGGGUGUUGUUAGAGGCCAAUUGGCAUAGACGUGUAUAUAGAAGAGAACACCUUCGUUUUAAAACAUGAAUACUUUGGUUCAGUGAAUAGAUAGUCGGGUAUAAUGUUCCAAAGAAUUAUUAUAUAUAAUUUUUCUAUCAUUAUAAGUUUAAUACCUCACUUUCGGACCACCUUUAAUUCGGACUACUUUUUUAUAUCAAAAAUCAUUAUUUUUAUCUAUUAAUAACUUUUUCAUUUUUUUGAUAUAAUUCCUUCAGAUUUUAAUUACAAAUUAAUUAUUUGAAUAAUAGUAGAUUCUAGAAACUUUAGAUUUUUUUUUGUUUUAUUUUUUUUUUUUUGAUUAAGAUAC
Messenger RNA from Sclerotinia trifoliorum, 1443 nucleotides. The record is from the annotation of a GenBank genome assembly. NCBI's taxonomy places the organism in Eukaryota, Fungi, Ascomycota, Leotiomycetes, Helotiales, Sclerotiniaceae.